UGGUCACCCUCAGCGCGUUUGGAUCAGCUGCUUACCUGUUUUUUUAAGGUUUUGUUUGGACUAAGAGAAAACUUGGGGACCAGGAGAGGAAGUACUUCAAAAUUUGGGAUUUUGUUGAUUCAGGCAGCUGCACUUAAAUUAAAGGGAAAUUAAUAGAAGAAACAACAAAGGAAACAGUCAAAAGUUUUGUCAGAUUUGCAGCCGCUGCGUCUCCAUUUGUGGAACGAAGGUUAUGAAAUCACAGGAGCAAUGUGCUUUCUUUUCUCCCUUUGACGCACCGAGACAGAUCACUGCUCCUCGUUCUCACAGGUCAGACGCUUGCGUGGAUGUAAAAAACGCUGGUGUUAGCGGAGAGUUAUAGGCUUUGGUUACACCUCUCCUGGCGGAAACUCAACCCUCCUGACUGUCACUUCUGACCGCAAACCGGAGCUCCACGAGCUGGAGGUGCCGCGGGAGACGCUAUGAGACGAUUCAAAUACUGAUGUGAUGGGCUGUUGAUGGAGAGCAGUUCGAAUGUCAGCCGGGACAGUGGUCAUCGCAGGAGGAAUUCUGGCUACAGUCAUCUUACUGACCAUCGUUGCUGUACUGUGUUUAUGUAGGUUGCAGUAUUACUGCUGUAAGAGGGAGGAGUCUGAGAAGGGGGAAGAGGAAGAACCAGAGCUCGCCACCAUGUCGCCCACCCGACCCCUGGCUCUCUCUGCUCCCCCUACACCUCCGACACCGGAAAGGUAUGGUGACGAACCAGAGACUUACCCCCCGACCUUUCUCACUGAGGCCAACGGGCCUGUCAGCUAUUCCCCCACACCGCCACCACGCAGGUGCCAGCGCUCACACGCCUUCUGCCAGUCCUGCGCCCGCUGCUCGCUGCCCUUCUACCUACAGCAUCCAGAGAGGCUGUGCAACGGCGGCCGCAGGAUCAGCUACAGGACUGUGCAGCAGCAGGACCUGGAACUGCCCGUGGACCUGGCGAGCUUCUACCAGAAGUUAAAUCUCAUCCGCUCCGUCACCAUGAGGGAGGUGGUCACUCACAGUGUCAGCACUGAUGUCUAGGAGCAUGCAGGGUGGAGGCAGUGCCAUCCUGUUAGCCUGGAAGAAAGGCUGAUUUAUACAAACUGGGCUGUGCAAACACGCCAAAUUAACAAGUUUAAUGUGUUGUGCUAUGGGUGCAGCAUUAAUACUGUGUUGUACUAAUGUACUGCAACACUGAGGGCUUUUGGGUGAUGUACCACAUCUCCUGGCAGCCAUAUCGGAGGGCUACAGUUCUGGAGGAGCCACUAACAGCUAAAGGCAUUUCUGAUCUAAACAGUCUGACAAACUUGAAACAACAAAUUUUUGUGAGUUUUGUCUGAUUUUGUGUGUAGAGAAUUAUCUUGUUUGCUAAAUAGCUAGCUAAUAUAAUGGUAUCAAAGUAUAAACAAUUAAGAAUUCAAGAGUUUUCUAGGAGAUUUAACACACAUUUUGUUUGUUCAAAUGCACCACACAAAAGCCAGAAACAAUGGAAAGAAAUCUGAAUUUCCUUGUGAGGGUAGUUAUCGAACCAUCUACCAGUUUCUUUAGGCUAACCAAGUUUCUUUUAAAGGAUAUUAGUUUAAACUAAUCCUAUGUGAAAACCAAAACCAGUAAUGAAUGUGAUGCAUUCAACAAUGUUUAUUCUCAAUAGAUUCAAUCCCUCACACACCGUGCUGCUGCCCCAAAUACUUAACAGAGCACCAAAUGUGGAUUAAUCCGCCGCUGAAAAUAGUUCCCAACAAAUACACUAUUUCUUCCUGUUUGAGAAACAUUUGAUGAAAACUACAGUGACUGUGAGUUUUAGGGAAUUACUGAGCCUUGUUAAAAUCAAUUAAAUUCAUACUUCUGAAGUGGUUUUAAAAAUGUGUGACUUAGUAGGAAUCAGGGGGUUUAUAGAGGUGAGUUAUAAACAGGGUAGAGAAGUCAGAAAGUACUGAAAGACACACACACACAUUAUUGGUUUUGGACUUUCAUGGGAUUUGUUUGUAAAAACAAUAUUGAAAAAAGUGUAUUAUUUAAGCUUCAAAUCAACACACUGACUUCACAUACAGUCACAAAUGCAAAUCUAAAUCAGACCAGUACUCCAGUACUGACCAUACAGUAUAUAUGUGUAUUUUUUUAUAUGUGUGUACUUAUUAUAUCACUUGAUUGUGAUUCAUUUACGCAGUGGAAAAAAAAAAGAAAAGAAUGGAUGUUCACACAGACAAACCCUUUUUUGUGUGUACGUUUGUUUGUGUACCAACAACUGUACAGUGUCCAGUAACAUCUCACCUUUUUUUCUUACACAGUGGAAUUCCUCCACGUAACACCUCAUAAG
Messenger RNA from Larimichthys crocea (large yellow croaker), 2326 nucleotides. RefSeq names its product family with sequence similarity 163 member B (gene fam163b). NCBI's taxonomy places the organism in Eukaryota, Metazoa, Chordata, Actinopteri, Sciaenidae. The transcript is spliced from 3 exons. Bases 514 to 1050 code for a protein of 178 amino acids. The record is from RefSeq and is a predicted model, not a curated record.